Amborella trichopoda is the source of this 2261-nucleotide messenger RNA. RefSeq names its product zinc finger nuclease 2 (gene ZFN2). The record is from RefSeq and is a predicted model, not a curated record. Gene Ontology annotation, molecular function: mRNA binding; metal ion binding. Lineage: Eukaryota; Viridiplantae; Streptophyta; Magnoliopsida; Amborellales; Amborellaceae.
CUGUUCUAAUUUUCAAUCUAAUUUCCCUCUUCCUCCUCUCUAAAAAAAUCAUCCUCUCUUUCUCUCUCUAGAAAUAUCAUCCACUCCCAACUUUUCAAAAACUCUCCAAAGUCCAAACCCAGGCGUAAUUAGAAUAAAGAAAAAGGGGCGCUUUGUCACCCGUUUAUUUCAGCAGCUGCGGCGAAAAGGGUCUGAACAUCGAUCUCAUCUGCCCCUUUUCUCUGUAUAUCGCCCCUUCUCUCUCUCUAAAGACUUAUAAACGUGGAUUACGCAUUCACCGUUUUCAAUUCAACGGAUUGCUUGUAAUUCGGUUCUGUAAUUCUUCAAUAAGAGAGAGAGGAAUUGGAAUUUUCCGCGUUUCACUUUUGAAGCUGAGAAUAUUCCAUGUUACAGAGAGAGAGAAGGGGAUUUGAAAGAGAGAGAGAGGGAGAGAAUUGAAUUGAUUUAAAAUAAAGGUUGAUUGAUCCUUAGGGCAUUGUAUGUCUCAUUGUUUGGGGUAAUUUGGUUGGGUUUUAAUGGAAUGUGGUGGUGUUGGUGAAGAAGAAGGAAAGAAGAGUAGUGUUGCUGGGGAUGCGGCUUCUUCUCUCUCGUCUCCGAUGCCACAGAAUUGGCAGCCCCACCACCAAAAUGCCGUUUCUCUCUCUUCACCCAUCAACCAUCUCCAAGAAGCACUAUGGAACCUUAGAAUUCAGGGCCAUGAUAGUCAGGAAAGAGCGAACACUCCUUAUCCUGAGAGACCAGGACAACCUGAUUGUGUAUACUAUUUAAGGACAGGGAUGUGCGGCUAUGGGAGCAAUUGCCGUUUCAAUCAUCCUCCUGACCCAAGGCAGGUUGUGCUGUACAGAGGAGAGCUCCCUGAGAGAGAUGGCCAGCCGGAUUGCCAGUAUUUCUUAAAGACUGGAACUUGCAAAUUUGGGCCAACAUGUAAAUAUCAUCAUCCAAGUGACAGGCAUGAAUCAGGACCUGUUCCACUGAACGUCUCUGGUCUUCCCGUGCGCCAGGGUGAGAAAGCCUGUGCAUAUUACUUGAGAACUGGUUCAUGUAAGUUUGGAGUUGCCUGCAAGUUCAAUCAUCCCCAACCUGCUGCACUUUCACCUGUUUUGGCAGUUACAGGAUCCUCAGGCUAUGGAUCUGCAGGUUCAUCUCUGUCUUUGCCAUCAGGUCCGCCACCAUAUGUGGGUGGACUUUCGGCAUGGACUUUGCCAAGGGGACCAUAUGUUUCCAGUCCUCGUUUACAAGGCUCACCAACUUAUAUGCCUAUAAUUCUGUCUCCUUCACAAGGGAUGAUAUCUUCACCACAGGGUUGGAGCUCAUACCCUAAUCCUGGGAGCCCCUUGGCAUCUUCUGAUGGAUCAAAUGUGGUAUACAUGCAAUCCACUGAACCAGCUUCGAGUGGCCCCAUGCGCAUGCCUUCACCCUUUGUGCACCAACUUCUUCCUGCAUUACAAAAUGGACUUUUCCCGGAAAGACCAGAUCAACCUGAAUGUCAAUAUUACAUGAAAACAGGAGACUGCAAAUUUGGAGCAUCUUGCAAGUAUCAUCAUCCCUUAGAAAGAGCUAUGCCAUUGACUAAUUGUGCUCUUGGUCCCCUUGGCCUUCCUCUGAGACCAGGCCAGCCGCUAUGCACAUUCUAUAGCAAAUAUGGGAUCUGCAAGUUUGGACCCACUUGCAAGUUUGAUCACACUGUUGUGGCACCUCUCAAUUAUGGAUUUCCAAAUGUAUCCACCCCUGAAAUGCCUCCGGUAUAUCAACUAUCAAGAACCACUCACACUGAGCGCCCUUCAUCAGAAAAUUCUUCCCCAAAUGCCUCCAAUCAUGAACAAAAACGACAACGACAAAUAUUGAGACCGGAGCCCUCUGAAGUUGAUCAACUAAAGGCUUCUUCAGAUGAUGUCAUUCCUCAAUAAGACCAGUUGUAGUACACACCUGAUUAUUUGGCAUCCCUUCCAAUCAGAUUAAUGGUUUUGUUGUUCUUCCCUUUAUGUUGUUCUUUUCUGGACGCCCCUUAUUUGAUGACAAUUUUGCUGAUGUGCUCGCUAUGUCCCUGAGAGUGAGGGGGCUGAGCUAAUGCAGGAGAGUGGUUGACUGUAGUUUUGGAAACCUCAGAAGCUAAGUCUGAGGUGGGAGAAGCAUGGAGGGGUUUCUAUGAGGAAUAAAGGUGGAUCUCGAUCCUUUUCUUUCAUUUAUUUAUUCCGGAAUAAUUUGUAAUAUUUAGAUGUCAAUUGCCAGUGAAUGAGAGAAGUUUUGGGCCUGAGUUGUUU